This is a messenger RNA of Lepus europaeus (European hare), 927 nucleotides long. RefSeq names its product GPI-linked NAD(P)(+)--arginine ADP-ribosyltransferase 1-like. NCBI's taxonomy places the organism in Eukaryota, Metazoa, Chordata, Mammalia, Lagomorpha, Leporidae. Gene Ontology annotation, molecular function: NAD+-protein-arginine ADP-ribosyltransferase activity; NAD+ poly-ADP-ribosyltransferase activity. The record is from RefSeq and is a predicted model, not a curated record.
AUGUGGGUUCCUGCCGUGGCGAAUCUGCUCUUUCUGUCCCUGGGCCUUCUGGAAGCAAUUCAGGCCCAGAGCCUCCUGUUCAAACGGCCAGACCUCUUCCCUCGAGACACCGCUGGACUUUCCUGGGCCUUCUAUGAUGACCAGUAUAGUGGCUGCUCACCGGCUAUGAUGGCUGCCCUCCCGCGUCUCCAGAAAUGGGAGUUGCAGGUCAACAAUGUGUAUGCGCAGGGCUGGGAGCUUGGAAGACGCAAGUGGCAGGAGCUCAGGGCCCGACGCCCCGCAUGGCUGUACCCCUUGCCUGUGGGUUUCCAGGAGAAAUACGGGGUUGCCCUGUUGGCCUACACGGAAUACGGAACCCCGUACAGGGAGUUCAACGCCGCAGUACGCCAGGCAGGCCGCUCCCCCCACUACCUCCAGCACUUCUCCUUCAAGUCCCUGCAUUUCCUGCUGACCAAGGCCCUGCAGCUGCUGGGACAGAACCAGUGGCCUCCCAGGUGCCAACAGGUGUUCCGGGGAGUGCAUGGCCUGUGCUUCUGGCCAGUUGGGCCCAGCGCCACUGUCAGUCCGGGGGGCUUUGCCUCUUCAUCCCUAAAGAAAGAUGUGGCCCAGUGGUUCGGCAAGGACACCUUCUUCAGCAUCUGGACCUGCCUCAGGAUCCCUACCCAGGACUACUCCGUCUUCCCUAAGGAGCAGGAGGUGCUGAUCCCUGCCUUUGAGACCUUCCGGGUCAUCAAUGCCAGCAGACCGGAACAGGGCCCUGUCCACAUCGAGCUCCAGGCGCUGGGCAAGCACAGCUCAUACAACUACGAGUACAUCAAAGGUGAGGAAGACGCACCUGUGCAGAAGGCGGCCUCCCCGAUUCCCAAGACCUUUGGUGGAUACAGGCCCCAGUCCCCUAGGUCCAUGUGGCACUUAGAGAAGCACUAA